AUGGACUUUUUCAAGCUUAGCAGCGAGGCCUGCAGAGCUACGACCUCCGCGUGCUCUGACUGCAAGGAGAACGAUGAACUCCUGACCUCAGCGAUUGUUGAAAAGAUGGAGAUGGCGCACCUUGCAGAGCAUGACUUUGAGGUGGAGAGCCCAUCUUCGACCAAUCCAGGCGCGCUCUUCCGCAGGUUGCAGGCACCUGCCAUGCACUCUCGAGCCGCUAGUGAGCGCCCGCGCGGCGUUGAUGGUUUCAAGAUGCCGGGGCCCUGGCUGAGUGCAACAGGGGACCCCGAAGCGUGGCGUUCCCACACUCUCCAGUGCGGGGACUAUGUGGAGUUCGUCACGUAUGACACGGGCCGGGUGAAGCAAGGCACAGUCCUGGCCCGCAUCGACUCACUGACCGAACGAGGACCCCAAGGGCAAUGGACGGAAGCCACCUUCCUCGCAGUGAGCGAUGAACACCUUUCAUGGUGGUUGACGGAUGGACCGGGGGUGGUCCCGAUCGGGGACUUGGCCGACAAGAAGAUUGAAUGGGUCAGAAGAGGCCCUCACAAAAAGUAUGUCGAUGAAGAGGUCAAGCGUAUGGCAGGAGCACUCCCUACGGGGAAGGAUGCCGGAGAUCAAGCAGCCCACGGGCUAGGCUUUAAGGAGGCAGCCGGGUUGCCGCCAGCCGACGCCACAGCCGAGGAGGAUGCCCUGAAGGGGCUGGCUGAGCUUGAAGCUGAGCUCGGCACGCCGAAGGGUCAACGAAAGAGAAAGGACAAGAAAGAAAAGGCGUCGGGAGCGGCUGGACCCCUCAAGAGGGAGACCUCCAAAGACCGAACAAAGAAGAAGAAGAAAAGGAGAAAGGAGGAAAAGGCCGCCCACGGGCGAGCAGCGUCGGCUCCUGCAGAAUGGUUUGGGCAAGCGGCCCCGACAGACCCGCAGGAGGCCAGCUCUUCCGACAGCACGCCGGGGACCUCGACCACGGAGAAGGUGAAGAAGAAGAAGAGGAGAAAGGACCGUGAUCGGGCCAGGUCGGCCCAAGAUCGUGGCCCAUUCGGUUCGGGCCACAAGGUCGACUAUGGUGGUCUGGUGGUCGACAGCGAUUCCUCAGAUGACAGCCAGGGUUUUCGCGACGGCCUCCCCUCCGGGAAUGGAACCAGCCUCCAGCUGCAGCUUCAGGAGUACUCCAUGAAGAAGCCGGGGAGGUUGGCCGCCAGGUUGCUGCAGCGCAUGCAGUCGAUGGUGGCGAAGGAGGGGGGGCCGAUCAACACAACCCCGGGCACGAGCAGAACCCCGCCGGUGGCCACGAACUGGUUGCUGACAAUCCUGGAGCCCAAGCAACUGCCGAUCAGGCUGAUGAGGGAGAUGAAGACCUUGGCCACAGCCCUGGAUCAGGUCGCGGCCGGGAAGGCACACACCGCGGCCGACACGAUCGCCCAAAGGCUAAAAGCCUUGGAGUUGAGCCAGGCGGACAACUCCUGGAAUCGGGCUCAGUUCCUGGGAAAGGGACGAAGCCGUCCUGGCAUCGAAGUCAAGGAGGAGGUCCCAGACUACGACCCGGACGAUGUUAAGGAGGAGGAGCUGGAAGAUGCUCCCCAAAAGGAAGAGUUCGUGGGUAUGGUGUUGGACGGCCUGCUGGACUUUGACCUGGGAGACCUUGGGGAGAGCGACGACGAAGGCCUCCCCACGGGGAAGAGUGACACAGAGUACUGGUCCAACAUGUUCGACGGGCUGUCCAUGAAGGACUGGAGGCUCAAGGUUCGCAAUGUGCUGAACAAGAGGCCUCGGAUCGCCAGCCUCGGCAAGGUCUACAUGGACGCGAUCCUCUCGUUGAAGUCGGCCCUCGGCACCUUUGCCCGUGUGCACUCGAACCCGGAAAGGCUGCCCCCGGGCGACGAGCCCAACCCUUCCGAGGGCCGGCCUCCUUCGCAGAGGGAUGUCUUGCCUAUGCACCCGGCUUUGAUCAUUCCGGGUCCGGGCCGGGUCACGAAGGAGAAUGUUCACUGGAUCCGCGUGGUGAUCACCGUGCUGAACUACCUUUACUGCGCAGCAUGGGCGCAGCCGGUGUGCGUCCCCCUUCCGAGAACCUUCAGCAAUGCCCAGAUCGCCGUUGUCAACAGGGUGGCCGACCAGGUCACGAGGAUGAUAGGACGGGAGGGGACGGUGGGGCCGGCACCGGAGUCGGUGAAAAAGCUCAAGGCCAAGAAGUUCGACUACAAUGGCCAGCCGAUCGACCACAUGCAGGACUUAGUGGCAGAGCGCGUCAUCCCGGCCUGGCCAAGCGUGGGAACCGCAGCGGUUGUGAACCUGGAAGACUGCCUGCCCGCGGAUCUGAAGCAGGCGAUCCAAGACCCAACGGCCUACUUGUUGCCGGUGGCCGAACUCCCUGAUAGACACAGGGGGUCAAGGGUGCGUGCCACAGACGAGGAAUGGCACAAAAUUGUCAGGGCCGGUUACGACCGAGGCAUGUUCACUGCGGUUCGGGACGAGGACAUCCCUGUCGACAAGCGCGGGCACCUCAUCACCAACGGUGCGGGCGGCGUCCGGAAGACGAAGGAAAAGGACGGGAAAACCAUUGAGCUCCAAAGGUUUAUCUCGAUCCUCUGCCCGACCAACGACGCCAUGAGGUUGCUUCCUGGAGCCCAGGAUACGUUGCCAUACAUUUGGCAACUCCCAGCGGUUAUGGCCGAGAAGGAUUCGUACCUCGUUCUGGACAGCGAGGACCUCCAGUCAGCCUUUAACCUGUUCAGGAUGCCGCCGAGAUGGGCGGGCUUCUUUGCUUUCGCAAAGAAGGUCAGAGGGGAUGCCCUAGGCCUGUCUCGAGAUGUGGAGGUCCGCCCUGGCCUCACUGUUGUUUUGAUGGGGUGGACAUCGGCGGUCACGCUCAUCCAGGCGGCGAUCCGCUUCAUCUCCUAUGACAUUGGAAAGGUGCCGAGCCUGGGCGAUGUACGGCACCUCAAGAAAGAGAUUGCUGAAGGUGAGGAGAGAUCCUGGGGAAAGCGACACGCUUAUGAGAAGUCAAGGGAGCUCCUUGACCUCGGCCUGGGGCUGCUCUCCAUGGAGAUGGUGGAUGAGUUUUGCUUGAGGCACUGGACGGGCAAGGCGGCCUUUGCUGCUGCCUUCAAGAGGCCACUUUUCUCGAUCCUGCAGGAGGUCUAUUGCGUGAUGGAUUGGGCAAAGGAGGGAACGCAGAUUACCCCCAGCGCGCCGGUCAUCGAUGAGGUCCUUUGCUUCAGCGUCCUCCUCCCGCUGGCAGAAACUGACCUCUCGUCGCCCGUGUCGGAGGUGAUCAGUUGCACUGACGCUUCCCCGAGCGGAGGGGGGUGCUCUAUAGCGACCGGCUUCAAGGAUAAGUCGCUGCUACUUCCUCUGCCGGUCGAGGACCCAGGGACGUGUGGCCUGUGCCAGAAGGAGCUCGACAUGCCGGAGCGGAUGAUGCCGCCGGUGGUGGCAUGUCCCGAGGUUCGGGGAACGUUUCUCGGGUCCCAAUGGAUUACAAUGUUCCGGGGGACCGCUGGGACUUCAUUCAAGACCGAAGCGGGGAAGGCCAGGCUGGACGAGGAAGAGGAUGAUGGCGACCUGAUGUGGACGCACUGGGCCCCAGACCGGCACACCUUCUCCCGGCGCCAGGACAAUGUGGCCGUGAGACAAGCCAACGCCAUGGCGAAGCGAGCAGUGAGUGGACUGCUCCAGGCUCAUCGCCGCGGCCGCUUCGCCUCCUUGGAGAAUGGUUUUGGUCAACGUUUGCCCUCUGCUGCCAUGGUGGAGAAAGGGAAGAAUGGACCACGGUGGUGCACAACUCGCCGUCCCUCCACGCUGUUCUCCACAAGCCCCAGUGUGACCUCGAGUCACCUCGACCCGGAGAACAACGAUGACUACCCCUGGCUGUUCUGCCUGGUGUUUAUGGAGGGUGUCCAUGAUGAGCUCACUCAGCUUUACACUGUUCCCUUUGGGAACAAGGCUGAGACACUGGAAUCCCUCAUGUACCACCAGCUGAGAGGGGCAACCAGAGGCUUGGAGGACAGCCUGGCGGUGGACUGGGCCGUGACACAGUGUGUCAAGUUCCUCGACACGAUGGACUCGGGGCAAGAAGCCCAGCACCUGGCCUGGCUUCGGAGACACACCUACCACACGGGGUGUGACGUCCGGUUGACGGACAGAGGCACCGACGUGGUCGGAUGCCGGCCUGGCCCUUAUCCCGCUUUCAGGUGGCUGUGGCGGGACGUGCUUUCUUACAAAUGGAAGCAGCCGCAGCACAUCAAUGUGCUCGAGCUCACGGCCUUUUUGGCAGAGCUCAGAAGACGGUCCAGGGACCAGGCCCAGCACGGCAAACGCUUCUUCUGCGUCCUCGAUUCCCUCGUGACCUUCUACGUGUUGGGAAAAGGACCCUGA
Symbiodinium sp. CCMP2592 is the source of this 4374-nucleotide messenger RNA. The record is from the annotation of a GenBank genome assembly. NCBI's taxonomy places the organism in Eukaryota, Dinophyceae, Suessiales, Symbiodiniaceae.